Formica exsecta is the source of this 13199-nucleotide messenger RNA. Its product is annotated as ankyrin-2-like. The record is from RefSeq and is a predicted model, not a curated record. Gene Ontology annotation, molecular function: protein binding. Lineage: Eukaryota; Metazoa; Arthropoda; Insecta; Hymenoptera; Formicidae. The transcript is spliced from 27 exons. Bases 141 to 12089 code for a protein of 3982 amino acids.
CGCGGUGUGCACACACAAAUGGUGGUGUGACGCGCGUGGCCGCGCGUCUUUAAGGGAGGGUCUCGUGUGUCGUCGCGGGUCCCGGGUGUCAGUUCUCGGAGAGGCCGUUUUCCUCGUGGGAACCACAGCCGUCGAUCACGAUGGUCACCGACAGCACGAGUCAGGCUGAUGACACAACAGCAUUUCUUCGCGCUGCCCGAUCCGGCAACCUUGAGAGAGUCGUCGAAUUUCUCGAUACCGAUUUAGAUAUUAAUACAGCCAACUCGAACGGUUUAAAUGCCUUGCAUUUAGCCUCGAAGGAUGGCCAUGUCGAAAUAGUAACCGAGCUAUUAAAAAGGGGCGCAAAGGUGGACGCGGCGACGAAGAAGGGAAAUACCGCGCUACACAUAGCUUCGUUGGCUGGCCAGUCUGAAAUAGUCAAUAUACUUAUCCAAUACGGUGCCGCAGUUAACAUCCAGUCGCAAAAUGGAUUCACUCCUUUGUACAUGGCUGCCCAGGAGAAUCACGAUCAAGUCGUCAAGCUCUUGCUUAACAAUGGAGCCAAUCAGAGUCUCGCAACAGAGGAUGGUUUUACACCGCUUGCCGUGGCGAUGCAGCAAGGUCACGACAAGGUGGUUAGCGUGCUCCUGGAAAAUGACUCCAAAGGCAAGGUCAGAUUGCCGGCCCUUCAUAUUGCUGCUAAGAAAGACGAUUGCAAAGCCGCCGACUUGCUCUUGCAGAACGACCAUAAGCCCGACGUGACAUCGAAGAGUGGCUUCACCCCUCUUCACAUCGCCGCUCAUUAUGGGAACGAGGAAAUAGCGCGGUUAUUAAUAAAACGAGGAGCCGAUGUAAAUUACUUAGCUAAGCACAACAUAAGCCCGCUACACGUGGCGGCAAAGUGGGGCAAGAACAAUAUGGUUAAGAUACUGUUGGAGAACUCGGCGCAAAUCGACGCUAAAACCAGGGAUGGCCUGACUCCGCUUCAUUGUGCAGCGCGAUCGGGACACGAGCAAGUCGUCAGUACGUUACUCGAAAAUUCAGCGCCGAUCAGUGCGCGUACUAAGAAUGGGCUCGCACCCCUACACAUGGCCUCUCAAGGGGACCACGUGGACGCUGCGAGGGUGCUGUUGUACCAUCGCGCGCCGGUGGACGAGGUAACCAUCGACUACCUGACCUCGCUCCACGUCGCCGCGCACUGCGGUCAUGUGAGGGUCGCCAAAUUGCUGCUCGAUCGAAAAGCCGAUCCGAAUGCGAGGGCUCUGAACGGCUUCACGCCCCUCCAUAUCGCCUGCAAGAAAAAUCGCAUCAAGGUCGUGGAGCUGCUGCUGAAGCAUGGGGCGUCCAUCGAGUCGACUACCGAGUCCGGACUGACUCCAUUACAUGUGGCCAGUUUUAUGGGAUGUAUGAAUAUCGUGAUAUUCCUACUGCAGCAUGAGGCCAAUCCCGACGUGCCAACUGUCAGGGGCGAAACACCCCUGCAUCUGGCAGCUAGAGCUAAUCAAACAGACAUUAUUCGAAUUUUGCUAAGAAAUGGUGCCAAAGUCGAUGCUCGUGCAAGGGAGCAGCAGACGCCGCUUCAUAUCGCGUCCCGAUUAGGGAAUAUCGACAUCGUUAUGCUGCUACUGCAACACGGCGCAGCUGUGGACACCGCUACGAAAGAUAUGUACACGGCCCUUCAUAUCGCGGCGAAGGAAGGUCAAGAGGAGGUGGCGGCAAUUCUCGUGGAGAACAAUGCUUCUCUCAAGGCUGCAACGAAAAACGGCUUCACACCUUUACAUAUCGCGGCUAAAUACGGAAAUAUGAACGUCGCAAAUAUACUCUUGCAAAAACAAAGUAAACUUGAUGUCCAGGGAAAGAACGAUAUCACGCCUUUGCAUUUGGCGUGCCAUUACGAUCAUCCUAACGUUGCGAAUCUCUUGUUAGAAAAGGGAGCGUCAUCCCAUCUUGCCACGCAAAACGGACAUACUCCGCUACAUAUCGCCGCUCGUAAAAAUCAGAUGGAUAUCGCUUCCACUCUUUUGGAAAACGGAGCAAACACGAACGCGGAAUCCAAAGCAGGUUUCACCCCGUUGCAUCUAAGCGCGCAGAAGGGCCAUUACGAUAUGACGAACUUGUUAAUUGAACACGGUGCCGAUCCCAAUCACAAAGCCAAGAACGGUCUCACGGCGUUGCAUCUAUGUGCGCAAGAGGAUUUCAUUAGAGUGGCCUCUAUCCUGGUGAAGAACGGGGCCAACGUCGAGAGCCAGACAGAGACUGGUUAUAGACCGAUACAUGUGGCCGCGCACUUUGGGAAUCUAUCGAUGAUACGCUUUCUGCUGAAACAUAACGCCGAAAUAGACGUCAGAACUAAUCAGAAUUACACUUCGCUUCAUCAGGCCGCCCAACAGGGUCACGCUCAUAUCGUUUCCGCUUUGCUGGAGGGAAAUGCUUCACAUAAAGCGCGCACUAACGAUGGUUUAACGGCACUGAAUAUAGCACAAAAAUUAGGAUAUAUUUCUGUGAUGGAAGUGCUAAAAGGAUUGCCCUACGACAGUGCAACUCCGGAUAACAAAAACUGGGAGGAGAAGUACAAAGUGAUAGCUCCCGAGAGCUUGCAGGAAACGAGUUUUAUGUCCGAUUCGGAUGACGAGGGAGGUUCUGACGCGUUAAUUAGCGAGCAGCCUUAUAGGUAUCUCACGGCGGAUCUGAUGAAGAGUCUGAGGGAUGAUUCGUUGCCUAUUGAUGUUACUAGGGAUGACCCGGUACAUAGACAGGUUACUAAAGAAGAGAAGCAACAAUUCGUGCAAAGCAAUAAUUACUGUUUAGCAGAAAAUUUUGAUAGCACCGACGGUGUCAAUCUAGGGAAACUGCAUUUUCGAUCAUUUUUAAUAAGCUUUCUGGUGGACGCGCGUGGUGGUACCAUGAAAGGAUGCAGACACAGCGGUGUCCGCAUCAUUAUACCGCCUCGAAGAGCGACGAUGCCGAUCCGUGUAACGUGUAGACUAGUAAAGCUAAACAAGGUGGCGAAUCCGCCCCCUUUGAUGGAAGGGGAAGCCCUUGCUACGCGAAUUAUCGAGAUGGGUCCGGUGGGGGCGAGAUUUUUAGGACCCGUCUUAAUCGACAUACCGAAUUUUGCGUCCGUUCGCGGAAAAGAAAGGGAAAUUAUUAUCCUGCGGAGCGAGAAUGGGGAAACAUGGAAGGAGCACGAUAACUCUGCGGAUAAUGAUGAUACUCUCCUCAAUACGCCUUAUGGCCGCAAAGCUGAACUCACGGCCAAAUUACUCGGCAAUUGCGUCGCCGUAUCGCCAGUGAUCACGAUCGAACCCAGAAGGCGAAAGUUCCAUAAACCGAUAACUCUUACGAUCCCUGUGCCGCAGGCCGCAAACAAGGGGAUGAUCAAUCAGUAUGGUGGGGAGACUCCUACGUUGCGUCUUCUAUGCAGCAUUGCAGGUGGAACUAACGAGUCACAAUGGGAAGACGUUACGGGUUCCACACCAUUAACUUUUAUGAACGAUAGGGUGUCGUUUACCACUACCGUUUCUGCCAGGUUUUGGUUGAUGGAUUGCAGAAAUAUCGGCGCGGUGCCGAAAAUGGCAACGGAAUUAUAUAUGGAAUCCUUACACGUGCCGUAUAUAACGAAUUUCAUAAUUUAUUCGAAGAGGAUGGACGUGUUGGAAGCCACAUUGAGGAUAUUGUGCAUGACGGACGGCAAGGAAGGUAUGCACACUUUAGAAAGGCAAGAGGAAUUCACAGAAAUCGUUAAGAGUCGCGAUGUUGAGGCACUCGACGGAAAAGAUCUUUAUAUCGAGUUUAGUGGAAAUUUAGUGCCAGUAACAAAGUCCGGAGUGCAAUUGAAAUUCACAUUCAAGGCUUUCCGACAGAAUCGAUUAUCGUUCCAUGUUAAAGUGAAGGAUCCAUUACUAGAUCCGGUAGCGAGGAUGUUAUUUAUGAGAGAGCCAAAAGUUGCUAAAGGAGAACCACCUCAGCAGCCUCUUUGUGUGUUAAAUAUUGUCCUUCCCGAAACUAUUAUUAAAGACGCGAUGCAGAAGAAGUUAAAAGGUUACGAAGAUUCUAAUAUCAUAAAUCAAAAACUAGAUUAUUACAAAUCAAAGUACAAAAUGGAACAAAUGGAAAAAACUGACAAGCCUAAAGAAACGUCGCCAUCGGAAAAGAAAUUCAUAACUGAUACGUUACAAAAGGAACAAACAGAUGCCGCUACUAUCCACGAAUCCUUUGCACAAAAAGCGGCUUGUCCCCUAGAAUCCGUAGAUGCUAGUUAUCCCAAUAAAGUAGGCAUCGGUCAAUCGGAAUCGGAUCUAUCGCCCGAACUCGAAAAGCAAACGUACUCGGAGAAGCGCAAAUUCUGGGAGGAUAUCUCGAAAAAGCGUGAAAGUUAUCAGCGUUCCGAAUCUGAGGUCUCGAGGGCCUCCCAAUUAACCAUCAACGAGAGCGACAGCGAGUCGUGCCUGCCGAACAUCGUGUCCGAGGAGGGCGACGGGACGACGGAGGGUAUCUCGGACGUGAUGAGAUCGGAGACCAUCGAGGAUAUCAACCUGCCAGACAUCUCGGAGUGCUCGGUGGCGGAGAAGGCGCAUUACUUCGAAGAGCAGAUACAAAAGGAGAUGAAGGAGGCGAAAAGCACGCCGAGGUUGCAGCAACAAGAUUCUGUCAAAUUCGAAAAGGACAAGAUGCCCCUCUUCAAGGGCAAGUCAAUCGACGAUCAGAAGAAUCGCGUAGAAAAGCAUGAUGUGAUAAAAAAGGACAUUGAUAUCGAGGAGAAGCACGUGGCGGAAUCGAGGGAGAUCGAGAAGAUUUUGAAAAUUGCUACGGAGGAUACCAAGUGGAUGAAAGAGACGUGGAAAGAGCCGAAAGAUAUCGAUAAAAGGGAAAAGGAUACAGAUGAAGAUAAAGGCGUACGUGAAGAAGUUCAGAAGAUAGUAACUCAGCCAGUGAUGGAAAUUUGUAAAGAGUUACUGAAUAAGGAAAGAGAGCUCGCUGAGGAAACGCAAUCGUUGAAGUAUGCGGAGGAAGUAUUAUUGCAAACCGAUAAGCCGAAGGACGAAACAAUAAUACAAAGAGAAUUAAGCGAAAUUAAAGAAAUAAAAAAACCAGAAGAAGUAAUAGAUGUUAAGACAAUCUCGACAGACAUGGAAACGAAAGAAGUAAAAAUACAUCCUGAAGAAAUUGUAACAAAACACAAAAUAAAAGAAGAUACUCUGCAGCGAAUUGAAAAAGAAAUUGAAGAAGAAAUUACAAAACCGAUAAAGACGCUCCAGGAAGAUAUUCACAUUUCGGAUACAACGCCAGAUAUCUCAACAUACACCGCGGGAAUCACUGCGGUUACAGAAGAGAUCAAAAAACCAGAUGUAUCCACGGAUGUCAUUCAAGAAAUUGUAGAAGAGCCAAAACCGGAAACACCACUAAGCAAAGAGAUCGUUAAGGAGAAGACGUCCGGAAGGCGAAUAAUAACAGAGGAAACAACAAUCAUCUAUACAGUGCAAAAAGAUGGAACUCUGGUACAGGAACAGGUCCUUAAAUCAGUGCAAAUUCAAGGCGGGAACGGCAAACAGGUUACACACAUCCCGGAAGUUAGUAUGGAAACAAAAAUGUUUGAGAGUUUACCGGAUACAGAUGACAUUGAAAAAUUACGAACAGAUAAGAUCGAAGAAAAAGAAGAUAAAACACUUGAAGAAAAAUUAUCGAUCAAGGAAGAAGCAUCUGAAGCAUUGCAGAAAGUGGAAGAGAUAAUUGCUAAACAAGUGGCUGACAUUAAUCUUGAGAAAGAGAUGAAACCUACCGUUGACAUGGAGAUUAAACAGAUGAAAAAAGAGUCUCGCAUUCCGAUUUCUACAUCAAUGGCCGAGAAGGAUAAGAGUCAGAAAGAAGCAAAAGGUAAAACGUCAUCGGAUAAACCCGAGGAAAGAUCGGUAAAGAGUCCGAUCGCGGAGGGGGAGAAAGACGUUUCACCGUCUAGCAAGAAAAAGGAGUUUGAGUCUCGCAUACCUAAACGCAUUGUAGAGGGAGCAACGAUAAAGGAAAAGGACACGAAGAAGGAUUUGCCGGGACAAAAGGAUGGCGAGACUAUCACAGUUACCGAGAAAAAAUCUAGUGAGGAGGUCACUUCGCGGCAUGAGGAAUGCUCGACCACGAAGAGCAAGACACAAACGUUUUCCAAGACCUUCACUGAUCCGCAGGAUGCAUCCAAGAUGUUCGAGAAUAUAAGUGCCAUGAAGAACAAGAAUUUUGCUAUGGUCACUUCGAAGAUCGACACCAAGGCUACAAGUAAGGUGGAAAAGAAAGAGGUACUUUCGUCAGAGAUCUUCAGCGGAGCGGAUAAAUUCAUAACUCACGAGGAGAAGGAGAAAGUGGAAAAGAAAAAAUCCUCGGAAUCUAAGCUGACUAAGGAGUCACCGGCUGAAACGAUAGAGGAGAAGAAAAGUAAGAGUGAGGAGGUGGACAAAAUCGCUGUGCAGAAAAUGUCGAUGAACGUGACGGAAGGUAAGGAAGUGAUAGAUGCCAGCGCUUCUGAGUCCAGAGCGGAGAGUAAGAAAGAAGAAUUGUUCAAACUGUUGGAGGACCAAGAGGGAAUUGCGACGGAGAAAUCUGGAACUAGUAGGAUUAGAGAAAGCGACGUAGAUGUGGCAAUCAGAAUUAAAAAAGACGAUACAAAGGAAGUGGAGAAUAUUAAGGAGUCACCACAAGCUGCUAAAGACGAAAAAAUAGGGAAAGUUGAAAUGAUUGCGCAAGGACAAUCUUACAAAGAGAAUUUGGAGAGUUUUAAAGUUGAGGAGUUUGUACCUAGCCAAAAAUACAAGGCAAAUUCGAAUGAAAAAGCUGAAGAAGACAAACAACCUCAGAGUAAAAAAAUUCCGGAAUCUUUGGAAGAGAAAGAAAAAUUGAUUGCUAAGGAAAUGGAAGCGCGGAAUAUAGCUGAGAAUUUGAUACAGUCAAUUGAGAGCGAGAUUGAAAGAAGAUCAUCGAUAUCGGGAUUAAAGCCUCAAAUGUUGAAUAGAGAAUAUCUCGAUCAAUUGAUUUCCGAGAGUACAGAUGCUGAUCACGAGAAACUGGCCAAUGACUUGACAAAAAAAUUUGAAAGUAUAAUAAAAAAGUCUUUGGACGAACAACUUCCAGAAAGCAAAGUGGAUCAUCCAAUUACGGACGCAGCGCUGUCGAAAACAUCCAUACAAGAAGAAAUAUUCGAGAAAGGAUCUACUAGAGACAGUAUAAGUAUUAGCGAGGAUAUAACAAAGGAUGAAGAAUCAUCGCCGCAUGAUCGAGAAGAGAGCUUGCCGUCUUCGCAAGCUAAACUCCAAGAUAGAGACAUCACUAUGAGUCCCAGCAGUAUAUCCGAGCAGAUCGAACUCGAAGAGACUAUCGACGUCGACACUGGAGAACUGGAGGACUUGUCUAAACCUACGUCUAGUCCGCAAUCUGAAAAACUUCGUUCCGACAGAUCAAGUGGUCAUAUCGAACCGCUUCAGAGAGACGUAUAUAGCGAUACCACUCUCUCGAAAGAUAAGAUGGUGUCGGAAAUCUCGGGCGCUAGGGUGUUAGAGAUCCUGGAGCCGGGCGUUGACAGCCGUCAGGAUUCGGUCGAUAUGCCAUCUUUGGAGCUGGACGAGCACAAAGUGUCCGAACAGACUAGCAGGGAUGUAGCAUCUUUGCACGAGAGCGUGGCAGUGGAUUCCUUGGAGAGAAUCGCACGGGAGAGGGACGCGACUGUUAGUUCUAGCACAGUGUCCGAAGACGUCAAUGUGGACUAUCCUCCGAUCCACGAGCAUGUAUCUUCCGCAACUAUUUCGUCGAGAGAGUACGACGCAGGGGAUAGACGAAGAGAUAGUUUCGAAAUUGAAAGCCCGCCGUUGGUUUCGCCAAGAACAAAGCUCGUGCACGAUCUGGAAAUCAAGCCAGUCAACUGGAUGAUCGGCGAUGAAAAGAUCGAGAUAUCGGAAACUUUGCAGCCUUCUCAGGUAUUCAAUCAGGAGUUGGAAGAAUACGAGUCGUCUAUACGAUGUGCUCGCGCUUCCUCUCAGGACGAGUCCGUGGAUUUAGAGCAAGAGUCCGUGACCAAAUCUUUGGAGGAUAUCAGUGUGAUCGAAUCUGUUAAAGAAUCCGUUACCAGUAGUGAUGUUAAUGUGACCAUCACAACUACCACGACCAAGACCACAAAGUUUACCGUGAUCCCAGUGACCGAGCCGGUGAUUGAGUCGAUAACCGAUCCGGUGAUCGAGUCGAUGACCGAGCUGGACUUUGACAGCGAACUGAUAGAAGAUAAGUUAGAUAUCACUUGUCAAGAGUUGGUCGAUACCCUGCAACGAGAAUAUGACGCUAAGACACCGACCGAGGAAGACGCAGUUGGUAUACGUCAAUCUAUAUCUCGCGAGAAUUUUGACUUGGAAACGAGUAUUACCGAAGCUGUCACGGAAGAGAUACCUAUGAAAGAAGAGGAAACAAAAGAAUUAACUGAAUAUGUAUCUGCUAAAAUUGCGGAGAUUAAACUUCAAGAGGCACAUACAGAAGCUCAUCAACAAGACAUUUUUGCGGUACAAGUGGAAACUGCCGAGCUUAGUGACGCUGGUAAAGUGUCUACGAUAAAGAAAGAAAUAGAUGAUUCCGCUCGGCAUAUCGUAGCUGAAGAAGCACAGAAACAGCAGAACAUUGAGUCUGCAGAUAAAAAAGUAGAAGAAUCGGAAGUUAAAGAAGAAAUAAAAACAACUGUGGAAACUGAGAAAGAUUCCAAAAAACAGGAACUAUCAAAAUGUGCGAGAGUUGACGACGUACUGAAAGAAUGGACGGAAACUUAUCUGACGAAGAUCAAACCUCCUAGCGAGGAGUAUAAACGACAUAUGGAAAAGACCACUGAUAAACACGAUAAACCCAGCAAAUCGACGACGCUUCCCUCCGAUACUUGUGCCUUGAAAAUAAAGAAAGACGAUCUACAGAAUGUCGAUCUAAGUGCGCGGUACGCAAUAACGGUGCUGGAUCAAGUAGUAAAGAAAGAGAUCGCCGAGGUAAAGGAGUCCUUGGAAGCGGCUAGGCAGGAUUUGAUAGAGGAGCUGAGUGAAAACAGCCAGACUGUGAUUCAGAUCAAAGAUUCGCCUUCAGAAUUUCAGUUCAAACUCCAGCCGGAAUCAAUUCCGAAUGAUUUACCGUUUUUGUACAAACCACCGUCCAUUGAACACGUUCCUGCGGAAGCUGAACCGGAAGCCGAGACUAAAACUACUACACAGAGCGAAUUGUUAAUCAUAAAAACUCGAGAACUCGAGGAGGCAAAACAGGAAAAAACGAGAGACACUAUAGAUGACAUAUCCAUCGUUCAAGCAGCCGCAAUCGCCGAGGAUAAAUCAGCCACUGUGGUCAAAGCACCUGAAAUUGAUAUCGAGAAGCACGAAGAAAAGGAGACCGUAAUAACCGUUCAAGAUGACCAACAGGAGGAUGAAGAGGAAGGUCGUCCCAGCCCACUUCCUAUUAGCAGAUCAUCGGACAUUAGCUCGGACAUCGAUAACAGAGAUGAUAGCUAUUCUUUGACGCCUCAUCCGGUACCCAGAAGACGUCAUAAACCGGCCAGAAUAUCAAAGAGAGUAAAAACUUCUGAGAGCGAAGCUGACAUUGGUUCGAGUUCUGGCGAAAGCAGCAACUAUCAAUCCUGCGAGUACGAGAGUGGAAGUAGACCUAGUUCGUCCGACGUCGAGGCGAUGCAAUCCGCCGCGGGUGGCGUGCAAUCCGGGACCGCUUCGGAGUACGAGACGGCGAUGAUGUCAAUUGAGCACGAAAGCUCAAGGACGUUACCGACAUCGCAAGAGUACCAGACCGCGGUGAGUUCAAUGAGCUCCCGCGAAUCUAUGUUAUAUUUGAAUUCCCUUAGCUCAGGUCAUCUCGGUAGUAUCGAUAGCACCAGCGAGUUGUCAGAGACGCUGGUACCAUCCGAGGAAGCAGACGACGACGGGGAAGAGAUAGAUGAGAACCUGGAGAGCGCACUAGAUGCGGAGCAAGAACUGGUCGAGGCAUCGGAUUCUUCCGGUAGCGAAGAGAUACCGAUGGACGAAACUGUGGACAAGAUCGACAGUCAUAUACCGUGUCGCAUGAAGCGCUCAUCCGAGAUGAUCUUCCAACAAAUCAUGGAUGAUAAUGUCAGUUUGGAAGCGGAGUCUAUGGACGAGGUAUUGGAGGAGAAUCAGGCUAAAGUCGCGGACUCGGCCACAUCCACUUCUAUGGAAGCGCCCGGUGCUCUUCAGUCGGUUGACAUAAUGACGUCACGAGUAUCCGAAGAUGGAAUUCAAAGCGUGUGCACACAGGUAAUCUCGACGAGAGUCACCAGGCCCAGUGAUAGCGAAGAGCUCGAGGAUUCGGAAGGUUUGGAAGAGGAGGAAGAUUUGGAGGCGGAGAAAGACAUAGAAAUAACGGACAUGGAAAAUCUGAAACAGAGAUUAGACUUGGAAGAAACUGCCGGGGACGAAAGUGUCGAACCGGCGAUGCAGACAACAUCCGUCCACUCGAUGCUGCAACAGGCUAGCAUGUCUCUCUCUUCGGCAUCGGGAAUGUCUUUCGACACAGUCAUAGAGAAAGAUAGAUCCGAGCGUCACUCGCCAGACAGCGAUUCGUUCGAGCUCGUAGAUAAGCCCGACAUUAUCGACGAUUUCGUGGUGAUCGAAGAGGUAGGACGAGAGGCAGAAGAGUUCGACUCCGAGGGCAAGAGUAUUCGUAUUAGCUCGAUACCUCAGACGUCCGGCAAACAAUAUGAUCGUGAUCUAGAAAAUCUGAUGACGGAAGACAAAGAGGAACAGGUAUCGACGAGUCAGGCUUCCAAGAACAACGAUCUCUUCGACUUCGACACCGAGGAGAGUCCACCCCAGGCGUCCAACGACGAUCAAUCCCAGUCCUACUCUGACGAUGAGCAGUACGAGGGCAAAAAGUGGAUAGAGAUGCAGUUCCAGGCGGACGUGCGGGUCUACGACAUCGAGUACGAUCGCGGACCGCUCGAGGAUAUCAAGGAGGAGGAGGUCACGGAUUUCGAAGCUGGCAGUAGCAGGAUAGGCAGUUUAGGCAGCCACAAAGAGUCUAUAGGCAGCGUGGGAAGUAUGCGCGGCAGCUUCGGCAGCACACCGGAUUACGACAUCCUCGGGAAAAAGUACUUUAACAAAUCCGUGGAUCACGACACCGCGUCCUUGACCUCACUGCAGGAGUUCGAGCACUUGGAGAGUACCGUAGCGUCCGAGAACUCACGAAGACUUCAAUGCGGCUCGCAGGAUUCCGUCAACAAUGGCAGUCUUCCGAGAAGAUACAUGACUGGUCGCUCGGGUCACGGCGACGAUAUCUCGUUAUCCUCGUUAAAGGAUUUCGAAGGCCUUGAAAAAGCCUGCCGGGAGGCUCAUCUGAUGGAACUGCGAGCCCGCGAGGAGGAGGAACUGCUAGAACACGAGAGUCCGGAGAACAAGUUUAAAAUGGAGAAUCUGCCGCGUUCGAGGACGGACACCAGCGCGACCGGUUCGUUCAAUCCUAGCACUUCCGGAUCGGACGAUUAUGAGAAGAGGAUAAAGGAAAUCGACGAGAUAAUACGAAUCGCGCAGUCCAACGUGGAGAAGCUCGAUCGGCAGGACGACACUACGGAGGACAUCUCGCAGAUCGAGAUCACCGAUGCCGAAAGAGUCAUCGGGACCCAACCGGUUCCGGAAACACUUCCAGAGGAGAUGGAAGAAUCCGAUGAGACACGAGCGAUACAGAGGGAGAGCAAUGUCAUGGAGACCAGUACGGAUUCUUUAGAACUGGAAGAAAACGCGGAAAAGAAAUACCAUCCGUUGUGUCGAAGCUCCGAUUCCCUCGAGAUGAAGACGACCUUGGACUUUCCGUCCCUGAGCUCGGACUCGUUGAACAACGUGAAAGAUGCGAAGGAAACGCCGUCGGACGCUGCCGGACAAUUUGCUGGCAGUGCGAGACGCAUCUCCUCAGAUUCUCUUGAAAUGCCUUUGUUGGAGCAACAGGAUGUUGGAGCGUCCGAGAGAAGCAGCGACAGCAACGGCCAUCGCGUGGAGGAGGAAACGGUGGCCGACAGCUCUAUCAGACAAGCACCUUCGGCGGAAACUGAUGCGAGAAAUGGCAAAACGAAAACGUUAUCAAGUAGCGGUACAUAGGAUAAUUCUCGUAGAUAGCGGACCACCAGGAAGGACUUUUACCACAACUUCAUAAAUAUAUUAUCGAAUAACUCGAGAAGCUUUACAUGUAAAACGAUAUUAAAUAUUGUAUAAUGUACUAAAGAACUUGUGCAUUGUGGAUAUACAAGGAUAUCAUUACAUUUGUCUUUGUUUUACGCGAUGUCUUCUAAAAAACAAUUUAUAUUAUGCUUAAAUUAAAAGAUAGUUGCUAUCUUCAAGAUAUAAUAUUGACUACGUUUACACAUCACCCCUAAUCGAGUUUAAUAAUAUCCGUAGUUUUAAGGCUGGCCAGUCAUAGUCAUUUCAUUCUUCAGAGGAAUAGCUGUGAUUGGCGAGUUUUAUAACUAUGGAUGUUAUUAAACCCGAUUCAUGGUGAUGAACGUAAUCAUUGUUGAGUGCGCGGGAUAAGAAAGCGGAGUGUAGAGUGUGGGCUUACUUGUUUUUAAUUAUUAAAUUUGAACGGACGUUUGUUGUAAGAAUUCUUGCUGUUUAUAAAAGAAAAUGCGAACUAUCUUUUGCUUAACUAUUUUCGAAAUCUUUACCGCGAAUAUUGAGUUGCAUUUAUCGAACGUAUAUUUUCAAGUGCUACUUAUACAUGUUCUAUGCAUGUAUUAUAAUGCGUACAACAUUCUACUAUUGUAACGUGUUUUAUAACGUGUUUUGAUUACGAGAUGUCUUUGUAGAUGCGCUUUUUCGUAAAAUUUUAUAAUAUAUUUGAUGUACUCUUUGUAAUAAUUUCAAACGACAUUUUUGCGAAGUUCAAAAAUACAAUAAAGCUAGCUGUAGCGCAUGUUUACAUAAAGGAGAACAGAUACAUAUAUUAUAUCUAAAUAGAAAAUUUUAUAUGCGAAUAUAAUAUUUGGGACACAUGUAACAUUUUACGGAAGGCAGCAAAAGAUACAUACAUUUCUGUUUAAACGAUUCAAUAAUUGUUUCAUAUUUGUUUGUAUUUUUUUUAUGAUAUAAACGCAGAAUUACACAAUGUUAUCAAUUAUGUUUACACAUGUAUUGUAUAUUAUUACGAGUUAAUAAUGUCAAUUGAAAAAAAAUUGUUUCCUUAUAACGAUAAAAUAUACAUCUGUGCACUAU